AUACUCUCGGCCGCCAGAGAGUAGUGUGUGGAGAGAGAGAGAGAACGUGACAGUCCAGAGCUGUGAGAGACCACCACACAGAACACAACAGAUUUAAUUAGAACAGGUUUGAGUAGUAGUGGUAGUAACCAGAGCAGACAGGGACCGGAGACGGCAGACAGGGACCAGAGACGGCAGACAGGAACCAGAGACGGAAGACAGUAUCUGGAAAAAUGGCUUACUGUGGGUCAGCAACCCUCCUCCUGCCUCCAGUCAAGAGUGUGAUGGUCUACAGGAACGGGGACCCCUUCUACUCCGGCAGGAGGUUUGUGGUCAACCAUCGACAGGUGUCCACCAUGGAGGCGUUUCUCAAUGACGUGACCCACUGCAUUCAGGCUCCGCUGGCCGUGAGGACCCUGUACACCCCCCGGCAGGGUCACCGGGUCAGGGAGCUGCAUGACCUCCAGACCGGGGCCCAGUACGUGGCCGCAGGCUUCGAGAGGUUCAAGAAGCUUGAUUAUUUGAACACAGGGCUGAAGAAGCAGCCUGUACCCAUGGGAGAAGGAGCUCGGGCAAGAUUACUUCACAGACCGAAUGUGUCAGCAAAAUGGAGAAAGUAUAUUCCUCUACCCUGUAUCAUACAUGUUUUCCGCAACGAAGAUCUUCGCUGCUCGCCAUUCCGUUUCAUAAUUCCCAGGACCUGGCAGCACGACCUGGAUCAGAUCCUCAGUCUAGUCACAGAGAAGGCCAGUUUACGCACUGGAGCAGUGCGCAGGUUGUGCACUCUAGAGGGAGUAACUGUGUCCAGUGCAGACGAGCUGGUGAGUGGCCAGUUCUAUGUGGCUGUGGGAGCAGAGAGGUUCAAGAAGCUUCCCUACGUGGAACUGUUGGUUCCUAAAGCCUCUGAGAGAAAUUACCCUGGAAACAGAAGGCUGUCAAGGAGAUAUAAGGGCAGAAAGGCAGCCAGUGGCCCUGAGGACAGUUACAGUGACUCUGCUCUCCUGGACUCUCCAGAGUCGGAUGGGCGGAGGGUGAAGUCCACUGGGGAUGAGGUGGGGGAGACGGCUCUCCCAUCCAUCCAGAGGAGACCAGUGAAGGAGGAGAGCUCUAUCUUCUACGCCAAACCAGUGAAAGUCCGAGUGAGGAACAGAGGCCAUCCCAGGCCUCCACUAAGGACUGGACCAGCCCAGGCCAGUGUGUUUAGAGCUGUACAGAAGAAGAGAGAGGAGGUGCAGGGGGCUGAGGAGGUGCUGGAGGAUGAGAACACAGCAGUAGAUGUUCCUGAUUUGGGUAUGCACUCUAUUGCCUGA
Molecule: messenger RNA, 1289 nt
Organism: Oncorhynchus gorbuscha (pink salmon)
Lineage: Eukaryota; Metazoa; Chordata; Actinopteri; Salmoniformes; Salmonidae
Gene: dcdc2b
Product: doublecortin domain containing 2B
Exons: 9
Coding region: 213-1289 (358 amino acids)
Biological process (GO): intracellular signal transduction
Cellular component (GO): microtubule organizing center; microtubule
Source: RefSeq, a predicted model, not a curated record